AAUCCAAAUCCAAAUCCAAAUCCAAACCCAAAUCCGCCGUGUCUACUUUGCAGCAGCGCCCUUCCGUCCCAGCAACACCAGCAGCCCCGCGCGACUCCUCCUCCGCCGCUCCCUCCACAAUGCAAGCAGCCUCCGCACACACUCAGGCCCGUCCCUGCGGCUCUUCAGAUGGAAAACUCGAAAUGCCAAAGCUGUUCACUGCCAGCGAGCUCAAGGCAAUGUUCCUUGCGCACGAGACUGCAGACCAAGCUGAUGCGAUUCACCAGAUUGAAAUGCUCGAGCGCUCGCCCUCAGACAUGCAGUCAUGGCCCGCCGCUUCGUGCCCUUUCGCAUCCAUGAUGUCCUCACGCUUGGCAACACCACCUGCACAACGUCCGUCCGAGAACGAAGACGUGCAGGCGCUGCAGGGCUGCUUUAACUAUUUGCAGGAUUUCCUCGGCAAGCCGCACCCGGCGCUCGGCCGGAAAGGCCCGACCUGCCCUUUUGUGCCGACCGGCUUGAAAAAGGACUCGAUUUACGUUGGAUCGGUGACGACGACCCCAGCCACCACCAAGGACCAGAUUGUCGAGCUGAUGCGCGGCUUCCCCGACAAGUUUCUGCAGCUCGAGCCCCGCCAAGGGCCUCUUGUUUCAUACAAGGCGAUUGUCGUGACCUUCCCUUACAUGUCGCUGGCAGACGCACCGCUCCUCAUUGAUAGCGUGCAGAACGAACUCAAAGCCGAAUUCGUUAACAAGGGACUGAUGAUUGGCGAGUUUCACCUGGCCAACAAUGCCUCUAGUCUGAACAACCCCGACUUUUUCCCUCUGCGCACCCCAAAGCCGUGCAUUGCCAUGCGCUUUAUGGUGCCCGGCGAUCUUGUCUUCAUGUCGCUUGACCAGUAUCCGACCUCGAUGCGCAUCAACCUGCUCGAGUCGUACAUUUCCAACCUCACUUCGUCCGGCAACCCUCUCUCCAACAAAGAGUCCGACUUGGUCCACACUGCGCGUGUGCAACUCGAUGCUGCCCGUUCAGGCUAAGUCAACUUUUUUCGCCCAUUCACUUGAUUUUGAGCUUUUUCUUGUAAAACUUUUUUGAUUUUACCUCUACUCUUCAUAAGGCUGCAGGUUUUGAGACCGUGGCUCAUGUCUUUAUGUCAAAUUAUGUUUCUUUGCUUAAUUGAAUACACGCUUCAUUAUCCA
This is a messenger RNA of Capsaspora owczarzaki ATCC 30864, 1178 nucleotides long. RefSeq lists its product as hypothetical. Bases 120 to 1016 code for a protein of 298 amino acids. The transcript is spliced from 3 exons. NCBI's taxonomy places the organism in Eukaryota, Filasterea, Ministeriida, Capsasporidae. The record is from RefSeq and is a predicted model, not a curated record.